CACAAACAAGCCCUAAAUUUCGGAUAGGUUUGCGAGUCUCAAACCUACUGCUUCUUUACCUUGAGGAACAAGAAGAAGACAUACGAUACAGACAUAGAAGAGAGUUUUUAUUUUGUGUUGAGGAGAGAGAAGAGAGAGAUUUUGUUCCUCUAAUGGCUAGUCGAAAACUGGUUCGAGAUUUAUUUCUCUCCAAACAGUUCCUUCAUCGUCACCUGCUAACAUCUCGACAGUUAUCAAAUUCAACUACAAGAUUACGACUGCUAUCAGCAAGUGGGCAUCAGGGUAAUCGUCAAUUCAGUAUCUUUAAUGAGUUCUCGAAGCAAGUUAAAGAAGCUACCAGAAAUCAGGAAUUCCAACAGUCAGUCAAGGAACUGAAGGAGAAAACAGAAGAGCUGAAAGGGGUGAAAGAAGAUUUGAAAGUUAGAACGAAGCAGACAACUGAGCAGCUGUACAAGCAUGUGGAUGGCGUUUGGACGGAGGCUGAAGCCACGGCAAAGAAGGUUUCUGCUAAUGUGAAGGAGAAAAUUUCAGCUGCCACAGAUGAGGUCAAAGAGACUUUCAGGAUUGGAAAACAAGAGUCUUCAAACUCUACUGGUUCUUCAGCUAAAUUUGGUGCUGAUGUGAAAGAUGAAAGUAAGGCUUCAACUGGAGAAGACAAACAGCAGCAAUCUGAGCCUAGUGACACUGCAGAGACAUUGUUCGGCAAGUUUAAGUCUGGCAUGUCUCAUGCUUCCCCCAAGGUUUCUUUUGCAUUCCAGAAAUUGAAAGAAGCAAAGCCCAUUGACCUUGUUAAGAAAGGGUAUGACAUUGUAAAGGAUGAGUUGAGUGGUAAAUCAAGUAGAAGAAAGCACAUUGAUUAUGCAGCUUCUCCCUCAACUACUUCAUCAAAAGGAGAAAGAAGCACAAGAACUGAGGUGGUGUUUGUACCUACAAAGCAGUCCAAGUGGAGCAAGAAGUGGGAGGCGCUAAGAGAGAAGAUGCAAGGCCAUCCUAUGUUCAAGCGGAUCGGCGUGAUAAGUAAACCUGUGGUGGAGAAAAGUCAGGAGCUUGCAGAAGACAUGCGGGAAAGAUGGGAGACAAGUGAUCAUCCAGUUGUUCAUAAAAUUCAGGACAUCAAUGAAAGUGUCUUUGGAGAAACAUCUGCUGCACUAUCAUUCAAGGAAAUACGACGCCGUGAUCCAUCUUUCUCUUUGCCAGAAUUCAUAGUUGAGGUUCAGGACGUGGUCAGACCAGUUCUUAAUGCUUACUUCAAGGGAGAUACUGAAGUUUUGAAGAAAUACUGUAGUAAAGAAAUGAUUGAGCGGUGUAAAGCGGAGCACGGGGCUUAUGAAAGCCAGGGUAUCUUCUUUGAUAACAAGAUUUUACACAUAUCUGAGGCAGAAGUAAGGGAGACCAAAAUGAUGGGAGACACUCCUAUCAUCAUUGUGGUGUUCCAAACACAGCAGGUGUACUGUGUACGUGAUAGACAAGGUUCAGUAACAGACGGGAGCAAGGAUACAAUCCACACUGUAUACUAUGCGUGGGCUAUGCAGCAAAUCAGUGCUGAAGAACUUGGAGAAGGUGCUGUAUAUCCAGUUUGGAAGCUUAGAGAAAUGCAACAACUUGGCAUUCAGGCCCUUAUCUAAAUUUAAAUUUUGCAUUUUCUUUUCAUGCCGAUGGAUGGUUGUUUGGGGUCUGCCUUCUCUGGGUUUUGUUUUCUCAUUGCCAGGGAAAAAAUUUAGUGACCAUUUUUGUUAUUCAUUUUGAUCCAGUAAGGAAUGGGUUAUAAUUUAUAUUUAUUUAUACAUAUAGAUAUUUAUUUCUCUUGGACUUUUAUACUUUUGUUGCCACUUAUAAAUUAUAAAUGUUCGGGUAGACAACAUUGCAUUGUUUUCAUAA
This is a messenger RNA of Cornus florida, 1878 nucleotides long. Its product is annotated as mitochondrial import inner membrane translocase subunit TIM44-2-like. Lineage: Eukaryota; Viridiplantae; Streptophyta; Magnoliopsida; Cornales; Cornaceae. Gene Ontology annotation, biological process: protein import into mitochondrial matrix. Gene Ontology annotation, molecular function: protein-folding chaperone binding. Bases 153 to 1625 code for a protein of 490 amino acids. Gene Ontology annotation, cellular component: mitochondrial inner membrane. The record is from RefSeq and is a predicted model, not a curated record. The transcript is spliced from 14 exons.